Molecule: messenger RNA, 2661 nt
Organism: Alternaria atra
Lineage: Eukaryota; Fungi; Ascomycota; Dothideomycetes; Pleosporales; Pleosporaceae
Exons: 4
Coding region: 1-2661 (886 amino acids)
Biological process (GO): DNA repair; mitotic cell cycle; DNA-templated DNA replication
Cellular component (GO): nuclear replication fork
Molecular function (GO): protein binding; chromatin binding
Source: RefSeq, a predicted model, not a curated record
AUGGCUACAACACAGCGUCUACGCGCACGACAGGCCCAUGCCCCCGGUGCUACCUACCUCGCAUAUACACCGAACGGAAAGAAACUCGUCACAGCCGGAGUCGACAAUUACUGCCGCGUAUUCACUACUGGAUCGGAUGAUGAGCCGAUUACUAUAGAUGAGUGUCAAGAGAACAACACCGCAGUUGUCGCUGGUAAUGGCUACUUCAUUACAGGCUCAGAGGACGGCACAGUGAGCAGGUUCUCCCUUGAGAAUGGCAAAUUUGAAGAGAUAUUGGUUAGGACUACGCUCCCAGUACGGGAUGUGGCUCUUAGUCCGGAUGGGAACUGGAUUGCCGUUGCCAGCGAUGAACUCGUCGUAAACCUCGUAAAUACCAAAGACAAGAGCAUGAGAACACUGCGCGAACAGCCACGAGCCGUAAAACACGUUUCCUUUGACAAGACCGGAACCCAACUCGCCGUUUCCUGCACCGACGGUCAUCUCUACAUGUAUAAGCUGGAUGGCGAUGAGCCUGAAAUGGUGAACAAGGUGGAAGGCAUGAUCAAGAGCUUGGAGGCAGAUGCAGAGACUAGUUCCAAAGCCCUCUGGCACCCGGAUGGACGAGCAUUCGCUACGCCAACUGCCAUGCGUCAAAUACAGGUCAUGUCGACUAGUGACUGGGAAAGGCAAAGAGUGUUCAAGACUGGUCAUACAGCUGAUAUUACCGCGGCGGCGUGGUCGCCUAACGGUGCCUUGUUAGCGACUACCUCGAGUGAUCUGAGUUUGUGCCUCUGGGAUACCAAGACACAGAAACAGCUCAAGAAGUUCGACGAUGUCAAGGCUACUAUCUUGGCUAUGGCAUGGCACCCAACGGAAAACAUCCUCUCAUACACCAACAAUGAAGGUGAACUCUUCAUUCACACCGAUCUCGUACCUGACGAGCAUCUUCCCCUACUACAAAAACCUACCGUUUCCGCUCCUUUCUUCCACGACCCCUCAGAAGGCCGAGCUGGUAUUCCACAGCCAGCGAAACUCACAAACGGCAAUGUGCAGACGCUUCCUGGACGGCCGCGGCAAAGGAGUGGGACACCAGAUUCUCUUGAAGAUAUCCUGGGCCCAGAGUUCCAAGACGAUGAAGCCCACGUAGAUGGGGACGAAGAGAUGGAGGACUUUGUCGUCGACGAUGAUGGCGCUGGAUACGCUCCCGCGAUCACUGCUGCGAGAAAACGCCCAAACGGACAUCUUACUAGUGGCGUGGAACCAGCAUCCAAACGCCGUGCCUACAGCUCCGCCCUCUUCCGUCCCCAAGUCCACGAGCCCUUCCAACCAGGUAGCACACCCUGGCGCGGAAACCGACGGUUACUCUGCUGUUCUUUGACUGGUUACGUUGAAACUGUGGAACAGGAGGGCAAACACCAUACAGUGAGCGUAAAGUUCUACGAUGAGCACACCUUCCGCAAUUUCCACUUCACCGACAUCUUCCUUUACGACAAAUCUUGUCUCAACGAAAACGGUACACUGUUCGCCUGUCAACCCAACAGCACUGGUGACGGCAACCCUGCGAUCAUAUACUACCGACCGCAUGAGACGUGGACGACGAGAACUGAGUGGCGGACGAAUCUCCCAACUGGGGAGUCUGUCACCGCAAUUGCACUGUCGGAUUCGUAUGUUUGCGUAACCACGUCAGCAAACUACGUGCGCAUAUACUCCCUCUUCGGCUUACCGGUACGCGUCUACAGACAAAAGAGCUCACCAGCAGUCACCUGUGCAGCCUGGCGCGAUUACAUACUCACCAUUGGCAACGGACCUAUCCAAAACGACCUUAGCACGCAACUUCUCUACACCAUCGAGAACAUCAAGCACGACAUAGUAUACCAAGACUCCGACAUCCUUGCCCUACCUCCCGGCACAACAUUAACCUCAGUUUUCUUCUCCGCAGAAGGCGAUCCAUACAUCUACGACUCCGAUGGUGUCCUGCUAACCCUCCUCGGCUGGAGAAACACCGGCCAAGCCCGCUGGGUCCCCAUGCUCGAUACAAAACUCCUUGCUCGACGCGCCGGUGGCGGAAAAGAAGAAUCAUACUGGCCUGUUGGUGUCGCGUCAUCCCCCACAUCUUCCGACGGCACAGGCGCGAAAUUCCACUGCAUGAUCAUCAAAGGCCGGGAACAGUACCCUUCAGCACCCGUCCCGCAUCUCUCUGAAUUCGGCUUUGAAAUCCCGCUCACGAGUGUGGUUGACAAAGCCAAGGGCAAGAAGAACAGAAGAGGCGAGGAAAGCGACAUGGAAGAUGAAGAAGACGACGACAAGCCGCAGAGCAACGAGGAGAAACAGCAGGAUCAUGAACAAGCCUUCAUUCUCGCAUCGACACUACAUUCACAGCUUUCUUCUACACUCCUACAUACCCGUCCUACGGCAUCUCAGAAAUCCGCACUCAGUACGCUGGAAGUGGCGAUUGAUCGUGCACUACUCCAACUGCUCGGAUUGGAGUGUCUUGCGGGUGAGGACCAUGGUAUGAAGGCCCUGGAGAUUGUCAGUUUAAUGAGAGAUGCGAAUGGCAAGAUGCUGGAUCUUGCGGGCAAGGUUGCGAGUAGAUAUGGACGGGAAGUGCUUGGCGAGAAGAUUAGGGAGCUGGCGGAGAAGAAUGCCUUGGCUAGGGAGGAUGAUGAAGAAGAGGACUUUUAG